CCAAGGAAGACGAGAGCCCUUCCCAUCGCCCAACAGCCCGGCCCCAGGAAGGGUUUUCAGGCGGGCUGGAAACCGGUUUCUCCAGCUCCCAGCAUCGCCGGGGGCGCGUUCUGGCUUUCGGAGGCGCGCAGCUGAAGACCGCGGAGAAGCGGGGCGAAGUGGGGCGACCAUGAGACCGCCACGCUUACUCCCAAACGCCACUUUGGGAGGGAAGGCGAGCAGCAGGGAGUUUCUUUCCCAAGGCUGGUAUGUCGCGAAUGAGCAGACUUUGCUCUUAGGCAUCUUAUUGGCAGUCACGGGAAACAUUCUUAUCAGCAUCUCAUUGAAUCUGCAGAAAUACUCUCAUCUUCGGUUGACCCAACGAACCACUCAGAAACCUUGUUACAGAAGUAAACUCUGGUGGUGUGGAAUUAUACUUAUGGGGAUUGGAGAAAUUGGGAACUUUGCAGCCUAUGGAUUUGCUCCAGUCACGGUUGUUGCUCCAUUAGGAAGUGUGGCUGUCAUUGGUAGUGCGGUUAUAGCUGUCUUAUUCCUAAAAGAGAACUUUAGAUCUGAAAGUAUAUUGGGUGGUACAGUGACUCUUGCAGGAACAUUUCUGUUGGUGACCUUUGCGCCUCACGUUACCCAGAAAGUCACAGCAAGAACAAUACAGAGUAAUUUAGUCAGUUGGCAGUUCUUGAUUUAUAUGAUCGUGGAAAUAAUAACUUUCUGCAUUCUUUUGUAUUUCUACAAGAGAAGGGAAGCAAAGCACAUUGUAGUUUUGUUAACAAUGGUAGCACUAUUAGUAUCUCUGACCAUCAUUUCAGUGAAAGCUGUGGCAGCCAUGUUGACAUUUUCUGUGAAGGGGAACAUGCAGUUAACAUACCCUAUUUUCUAUCUUAUGCUUAUUCUGAUGGCAUUAACUUGUGUAUUUCAAGUCAAGUUCUUGAAUCAAGCAACGGAGAUCUACGGUUCAGCCGCAGUUAUCCCACUGAACUAUGUGCUCUCUACUCUUAGUUCUAUCCUGGCAGGAGCCAUAUUUUAUCAGGAGUUCCAAGGCGCAGAUAUCCUGAGCGGUUUCAUGUUUCUCUUUGGGUCUUCUCUGACGUUUAUUGGCGUUUUUAUAAUAACCCGGAACAGAAGCAAGGAACAUUUGACAACUUUUUAUAUAGACUGUGGACACAUUCCUGGGAAGAAGAAGAGCAGCACAAUACAGCCAGAUUUGAACAACCCAUCCUAUGGUUCUUUAUAUAAAGAAAGUGCCUCUCUUAAGACUCCAACCAAAGAGUAAAGAGAAAUUCCAUUUUAAAAAAAAGUUUCCAUUUAUGUGUUUUUGAUUCACCAUGCUUUUAUCACCCAUUAAUUAUGUAUCAGAUUAUUUUACCCUCGCAGCUCUUGGGUUGUUUUUUUUUUUUCAU
Python bivittatus (Burmese python) is the source of this 1397-nucleotide messenger RNA. RefSeq names its product NIPA like domain containing 2 (gene NIPAL2). Lineage: Eukaryota; Metazoa; Chordata; Lepidosauria; Squamata; Pythonidae. The record is from RefSeq and is a predicted model, not a curated record. Gene Ontology annotation, biological process: magnesium ion transport. Gene Ontology annotation, molecular function: magnesium ion transmembrane transporter activity. Gene Ontology annotation, cellular component: membrane.